AGAAACCACACUGAAUCAGCAGCAGCAGCCUGUGCAUCCUCCAUAUAUACACACACUGGGGACACUAGACUGUACCAUCCUCCCAGCAUAGAGGGGGAGAAGAUCUGAUCCCAAAGUGAACAGACCCCCAGUGCCUGCAGAUUUCCCUGGAUAACAAGAUAAUGUGCCAUUUUUGAAAAGAAAAUCCAAACCUAUUUCACUUUAUAAAAAUGCUUGCUCGGAAAGGCUUGAUCCAUGAAGAAUACUUGAUAACUAGGCUUGCAGAAGAUAAGGAUGCCCAACCCCAAUACAGAAGCAAGACCAGAAAAGCCCGCUUUGUGUCUAAGAAUGGUGCUUGCAAUGUGGCUCAUAAGAAUAUCCGUGAACAGGGACGUUUCCUCCAGGAUAUCUUCACCACUAUGGUAGACCUCAGGUGGCAGCAUAGCCUACUAAUCUUCACAAUGACAUUUAUAUGCAGCUGGAUGAUGUUUGCUAUGGCCUGGUGGCUUAUUGCCUUUGCCCAUGGAGAUCUUGAUCCCAAACGCAACAGUUAUACACCUUGUGUCACUAACAUUCAGUCUUUUACUUCAGCCUUUCUUUUCUCAAUUGAGGUUCAGGUGACCAUUGGCUUUGGAGGACGUAUGGUUACAGAACAAUGCCCCUUGGCUAUUACAAUUCUCAUUAUCCAGAAUAUAUCUGGCUUGAUCAUCAAUGCGGUCAUGUUGGGAUGUAUUUUUAUGAAGACAGCUCAAGCUAACCGUAGGGCUGAGACUUUAAUAUUUAGUAAACAUGCUGUCAUAGCUUGUCGGGAUGGCAAGUACCGUUUCAUGUUCAGAGUAGGUGACCUACGGAAGAGUAUGAUCAUUAGUGCUUCAAUCAAGAUCCAGGUGGUCAAGAAGACCACAACCACUGAAGGUGAGGUCAUCCCAAUCUCUCAGGUAGACAUUCAAGUAGAAAACCCUGUUGGAACAAAUUCUAUUUUCUUAGUUUCACCACUUAUAAUAAGCCACACAAUUGAUGAAAAGAGCCCUCUAUACAACUUCUCAGCUUAUGACCUUUGCCAACAGGAUUUAGAAGUGGUAGCCUUACUGGAAGGAGUAGUAGAAACAACAGGUAUAACUACCCAGGCCAGAACAUCUUACUUGCCUGAAGAAAUUAUUUGGGGUCACCGUUUUGUCCCCAUUAUUACAGAAGAAGAGGGCAGGUACUCUGUCGAUUACUCUAAAUUUGGAAAGACAGUUAAAGUGCACGGACCCCUAUGCAGUGCGAAAGACCUGAUGGAAGGCAGACACCGACCAAUUUCUGGGGGUGGUCAUCCUUCUAGAAUAACAAAGAGAAGAAAAGUAGAAAGUCAUGGCCCUUCUAUUUCUGAAAAGAAAAUGUCCACAGCUACCUCAUGUCAUGAUUCUUUUUCUGAUUCUUAAUGUAUGUGUUUUUUACGCUAGAGAAAUAACAUUUUUCUCAUCAUUUGAAAUCUCCACAGUGGUCUUACAUCAUACAUGAAGGUGAAACAGCUUAUUUGUUCUCUGCAUCAAAUGUAUAAGAAAACACAUCAAUAUACUAGACUCAUUGACGACAGCUAAUGCUACAAUUUUUGUACAUAGAAUGUGUCUAUUGCAAAUUGGUUUGUUAAAAGGUGACCCCAGGCAGGUAUAAAACAUCAUUUAAUGCAGUUAUAGAAAGAAUUAAAUGUAUUUUUACAUACCACUA
Rana temporaria (common frog) is the source of this 1689-nucleotide messenger RNA. RefSeq names its product ATP-sensitive inward rectifier potassium channel 11-like. Bases 210 to 1403 code for a protein of 397 amino acids. NCBI's taxonomy places the organism in Eukaryota, Metazoa, Chordata, Amphibia, Anura, Ranidae. The transcript has 2 exons. Gene Ontology annotation, biological process: potassium ion import across plasma membrane; regulation of monoatomic ion transmembrane transport. Gene Ontology annotation, cellular component: plasma membrane. Gene Ontology annotation, molecular function: inward rectifier potassium channel activity. The record is from RefSeq and is a predicted model, not a curated record.